Molecule: messenger RNA, 1996 nt
Organism: Myotis brandtii (Brandt's bat)
Lineage: Eukaryota; Metazoa; Chordata; Mammalia; Chiroptera; Vespertilionidae
Gene: DCP1A
Product: decapping mRNA 1A
Exons: 9
Coding region: 85-1755 (556 amino acids)
Biological process (GO): deadenylation-independent decapping of nuclear-transcribed mRNA; deadenylation-dependent decapping of nuclear-transcribed mRNA; positive regulation of catalytic activity
Cellular component (GO): P-body
Molecular function (GO): enzyme activator activity; mRNA binding
Source: RefSeq, a predicted model, not a curated record
CUCUGCUGGGGGAACCUUGCUGCGAAGGCACCUUCCUGUCCUCGACUCCGCCCCCUCCAGAGGGGCUCGGCUUGAGAAUUCAAGAUGGAGUCGCUGAGUCGAGCUGGGCAAGAGAUGAGCUUAGCGGCUCUGAAGCAGCACGACCCCUACAUCACCAGCAUCGCAGACCUCACGGGCCAGGUGGCUCUGUACACCUUCUGCCCCAAGGCCAACCAGUGGGAGAAGACUGAUAUAGAAGGGACCUUAUUUGUAUAUCGAAGGUCAGCUUCACCUUACCAUGGUUUUACCAUUGUGAAUCGAUUGAAUAUGCACAAUCUUGUUGAACCAGUGAAUAAAGAUUUGGAAUUUCAGCUCCAUGAACCAUUUCUUCUGUAUAGAAAUGCAAGCUUGUCAAUAUACAGUAUCUGGUUUUAUGACAAGAAUGACUGUCACCGCAUAGCCAAACUCAUGUCUGAGGUGGUAGAAGAGGAGACACGGCGCUCCCAGCAAGCUGCGCGGGAUAAGCAGAGUCCCAGCCAGGCCAACGGUUGCAGUGAGCACAGGCCCAUCGACAUCCUGGAGAUGCUCAGCCGAGCCAAGGAUGAGUAUGAGAGGAAUCAAAUGGGCGACUCGAAUAUCUCCAGUCCUGGGCUACAGCCAAGCACUCAGCUCUCCAAUCUGGGAAGCACCGAGACUCUAGAAGAGACGCCAUCCGGGUUACAAGAUAAGUCUGCUCCAUCAGGACACAAACACCUGACGGUGGAAGAAUUGUUUGGAACCUCUUUGCCAAAGGAACAGCCAACAGUUGUGGGUCUGGAUUCAGAAGAAGUGGAGAAGCUGCCAGGAGAUGCCCCUCAGAAAGAACUCAGCUCAUUCCUACCAUUUUCCUUUGAGCAGUCAGGAGGGACUCCUCGGUCAGAAAACCCGCGUGCCCAUCCCGCUGCCCACCACUCAGCCCAACCUGAAGUCACUGCCCCGGUGCUAAUCACUCCUGCCUCCAUCUCACAGUCCAAUGAAAAGCAGCUCCCAAGCUAUGCGAUCCCAUUGCACCCUGGGCUCAGCCCCACUCUACCAGCAGAAGCUCCUACUGUACAGGUUCCCCCCUGCUUACCCCGAAACACCACCAUGAUGCAGGCAGUGAAGACCACGCCAAGACAGAGGUCUCCACUCCUGGGUCAGUCAGUCCCCGAGCUGAGCCAUGCCAGUCUGACUGCCAGUCAGAGCCCCUUCAGGGCCCCUCUGAGCGUGACAAAUACUGCUGGGACAACCCUCCCAAGUGUUGAUCUUCUCCAGAAACUCAGGUUGACCCCACAGCAUGACCAAAUACAGACACAGUCGCUUGGGAAGGGUGCAGUGGCACCCAGCUUUCCUCCAGCAGCUGGCCAGCUGGCCACACCUGAGAGCUUCAUAGAGCCUCCUCCUAAGACAGCAGCAGCAAGAGCCUCCACCGCCCUGAGCAACAUGGUGCUUGCUCCCCCUCAGGCUGUAGGUCCCCCCCUGGUUACUACCGCUGUAGUGUCUUCAGUGCUGCUGUCCCCGAGUGUUUUCCAGCAGACAGUGACCAGGGCCACAGACCUGGAGAGGAAAGCAAGCUCCCCUUCGCCUCUGACAGUUGGAACGUCGGAAAAUCAGAGAAAGCCUUCCAUCAUUCUCAGCAAGUCUCAGCUCCAGGAUACAUUAAUACAUCUAAUUAAGAAUGACUCCAGCUUCCUCAGUACACUUCAUGAAGUCUACUUGCAGGUUCUGACCAAGAACAAGGACAACCACAACCUAUGACUGGAGCAGAAACCAGCCUGAAAACAGAAUAUCAACCUCAGAAACAAAUAGGCCUCAUCAUGAGAACUUCUGAACAGAACAUUGAGUUUCUAGAAUCCUGAAAUUGAGCCUAUGAGAAAGAGACUCAUUCCUUAAGAAUGUUUUCCAAGUGACGUUCUCAGUGAUAAUGGAGGUUUCACUGUGAAGCAUCACCAGCAGACCUUUGUUUUGACAAAAAAAAAAAAAAAGACCAUUGUGUUAA